Molecule: messenger RNA, 2024 nt
Organism: Hydractinia symbiolongicarpus
Lineage: Eukaryota; Metazoa; Cnidaria; Hydrozoa; Anthoathecata; Hydractiniidae
Exons: 2
Coding region: 347-1732 (461 amino acids)
Molecular function (GO): protein binding
Source: RefSeq, a predicted model, not a curated record
ACAUUGUUUGUAAACUUUUCAAAGAAAUUUUUUCUAGCUAUUAUCAAGCGAGGCUUUCCUGUGCGGUUGUACACUAAGGUUAUCUAACGCGUGUGGUUGAAUAGGUAGAUGAAACAGAAUUGAAGUGUGAUGAUUCAUUAACGAAUAUGAAACACACUUGAGAUUCGGAACUCUUCAGGGAAAAGGAGAUACAAUUGCUGAUAAAGAUAGUUACCAUAAAAAGCCUUACACAUAGAAUUACAGCAGAGGAAAUGCUAAACGCUUAAAAGGUAAAUACAUAUAAAAAUUUAUAAACACUAUCUGAAGAACUUAAUAUUAUACAGAGAAUUUGAUCAGUUAAAUUACGAUGUCGAAUCAAAAAGCACGAAGAAAGUCCAUUGGAAUGUUUUCUCUGGUGUCGACGGCAAAAACAAAAUCGGCGUCGUACGUCAAAAAUCCGACUUCUUAUAUUGAAUUAGCUAUACAAGAAGUUGGUAUUCCUCUUACGGUAAAAUUACUUGACGAAAACAACGAAGAAGAAUUAUCGCAACACGAUAUCCUAACCAUACACCAGCAAUAUAAUAUAACUCAGCUAGAGUGUACCAAGCCUAAUGGGGAAACUGUUAAGGUACCAUCUACACUACCGUGUCGUGUGAAUUACAUUGCGAUUGAUAAAAGUAAAAUUUACCAUACCGUAAACGAUGUUUUUGAGAAUCGAGUUGAAGAUAAAAUUACUUGGAUAGUCGUCACCAAACCCUUUGUUUGCCAAGGUUAUGUGUACAGCCCCGGGUUGAUAUUUGAAGUGUUGCAUGAAGAAACAAACAGCGAAGAUGAUGCAUUAACCGUAGAGGUUCACCCAGGGCGAUUGCUAGUUUAUUUACCUUUACAAAUUCGUGGUGAAUUUAGAAAAUGUAACUCGCCAUAUUUCGAGUGUGAAUGCGAGUUGAGUAGUUUACAGAAUGAAGUUACUCCAUUCUUCAUUACGCCAAAUAAGACUGACGUACAUAAAUUAUAUGCACAACAAAUCGAAGUUCCGCAAGAGAGAUUGUUUAUAACAGAUAAGACGGACGAUUGUUAUUUAAUAGCUAGCUCGUAUUCGAAAACCAAACAGUUUUAUGUUCACACUUUCCCGGUAGAUUUUCAGCUCACGUGUGAAAUAUUACUUGGAGGAGUACCCGUAGAUAUUCUCUCAGAAGAGGAGUUGGUCUUGAUACAAAGAGAACUGGUCUUAAACAGCCAUACGAACAGGAAGCGUUUUUUGAGUUUGAAAUACGAUGAUGUUGGUAUUUCACGCAAAAAAUCGAAAUUAAACGGAAAAAUAAAAAAGAAAGAUAUUCACGCCCCGAAAAAAUUAGAAAAUAAAGAUUUUAAACGUUAUAUCGAAACACCAACAAGUAUUUUAAAGGAACUUAACUUAAAUAUCGCAAAUUUGCGAAACGAAUUCGAAGAAAAGGACGAUACAAGUAGUUCCGAUGCGAUAUCUACCGAAACAUCCACCGUUAAAAGGGCGAAACCACGCGAAAGAAAAUCGUUAGACUAUAGGAGUAGCUCGAUACGCUUUGAGCGAUUUUCAGUUGCCGAUGUUCUUGAGCUGUUAUACCAACUAUCACUCGAGGACUAUCACCAAAUAUUUCGAAACGAGCAAAUAAAUGGCAAGCUUUUAACGAACUUUGAUGAAAACGAUUUCAUUGAGCUUGGUAUGGAACGCAGUGAAGCGGAACAGUUGUACUUCUUCAUUAAUGGACUCGUUUGAAGUUUUAAAUUAUUUAUUAAACUCGUUUACUCAUUUAACCAAACAAUUCAGGAAGAGAAUUCUGCAGUCUUGUUCUGAGAACAUGGAGAAAAACUUUACGUAAUGUCAGAUAGACUGCCAAAGUUGCAAUGGCCCAUAGUUUGAAACUGAAAUAAAAAUUAGGCAAUUUUUUUUAACCAACAUGUAAAUAUUAAAAUUGUAAAGUAUAGAAAUAUGCAUGUUUAUAAAAAUCAAUAUUUAAUCAGUGUUUAAAAGUGAAAUAUAUUACGAUAUCAUUUGAUUAUCCUAAGAA